Triticum dicoccoides is the source of this 1460-nucleotide messenger RNA. Its product is annotated as tobamovirus multiplication protein 3-like. The transcript has 11 exons. Lineage: Eukaryota; Viridiplantae; Streptophyta; Magnoliopsida; Poales; Poaceae. Bases 219 to 1106 code for a protein of 295 amino acids. The record is from RefSeq and is a predicted model, not a curated record.
GGAGAGGCUCGCCUCGAACCUUCUUUCUCCUUCACCCGGCCUCCACGCAACGCGAACGAAACCGAAGUCCCAAAUCAAUCCAUUUCAUUUCGGUUUCGAAUCCCCUGGGGACGAGCUCGCGUCGCCUUCCCUCUCCGCCCGCCCCGUCGCCAUCCGCCCCCUUCGAAUCUGCAGGGCGGCGCCGCCUGGCCUCGUUGUCGCCACGGGAGGCGCGCGGGAUGGGGCGGUUGUUUGCGGUGGACGCCGCGGCGGCCUCGUCGGCCGCGGCCGCGGCGGCGCUGAACGGCGCGGUGGACUGGUGGAAAGACGUGAACGACUCGCCGAUGUGGCAGGACCGCAUCUUCCACGCCCUCGCCGUGCUCUACGGCAUCGUCUCCGUCGUCGCGCUUGUCCAAUUGAUCAGAAUCGAGUGUAGGGUGCCCGAGUACGGGUGGACGACGCAGAAGGUGUUCCAUUUCCUUAACUUCAUCGUGAAUGGCGUGCGGGCUAUCGUAUUUGUGCUGCGGCGAAACGUGCAGCUGAUACAACCAGAGAUACUUCAACAUGUGGUUCUUGACAUGCCUGGGCUUGCGUUCUUCACUACAUACGCGCUUUUGGUGCUAUUCUGGGCCGAGAUUUACUAUCAGGCACGUGCGAUGUCGACUGAUGGGCUGAGGCCAACUUUCUAUUGGAUCAAUGGGGUGGUGUAUGCAAUUCAGAUAAUUCUGUGGUUGGUUUUGUGGUGGAAACCAGUUCGAAUUAUGGUCAUAUUGUCCAAGAUGUUCUUUGCAGGCGUAUCACUGUUUGCAGCUUUUGGGUUCCUUCUGUAUGGUGGGAGGCUAUUCCUCAUGUUGCAACGUUUUCCCGUAGAAUCAAAAGGAAGACGGAAGAAAUUGCAGGAGGUUGGCUAUGUCACUACCAUCUGCUUUACUUGUUUCUUGAUCAGAUGUGUCAUGAUGUGUCUCAAUGCAUUUGAUAAAGCAGCUGAUCUUGAUGUUCUGAGCCAUCCGAUUCUGAAUUUCUUUUAUUACCUGCUGGUCGAGAUCGUACCUUCAGCUAUGGUUCUGUUUAUACUAAGGAAACUGCCCCCAAAACGUGGGAUCACGCAGUACCAUCCUAUCCAUUAGAGCAGAGCAGCCCUGGUACCAGGCUGGUACAGACGAAUGCUCCUUACAGAGUUCGUAAAUACAUGAGAGGCAAUGUGAAGAUCACCGCACUUGCACUGAAGCUUGCCCAGGUUUUAAAUGAGGAAGCCUUUAGGAUUUCAGGUUACUAUUGCUUGUAAAAGAGAUUUGCAAUGUAGUUCAAAAAAAGAAGAGAUUUGCAAUAUCAUGCUGUUUACAGGUCUAGAAAAAUGCAAGUUUUAUAUAAUGUAUGUAUACCUUUGUUCUUCUCAGUACUUUCACCCUGUAGUCUGCACCGCGCGACAGCAAUCACGGCUGGAAUCGCAUAUUUGAUUUUUGACCCACCUUGCCAUUUCA